GGCCAGCUAUGCAAUGUCAAGCUAGGACCUCACUGGCAGGAUGAGGGCUGGAUGCCAGCUGGCUGGGCCAUCGUGUGUGUAUAAAAGAACUGUCGUCUGAUUGGUCUUGGUAUAAAAGGCAGACACAACAGUGGCUCUGGCAUUAUUUCGACCAGUUCCUCGAGUUCGUGUACAAAGCCACCGAAUCGAAAAGCACACUGCGAGUGCGAGAUGCAUAAUUCUGCAGUCGUCCUGCUAGUCUCAGCAACCAUCCUGCUUGGUUGUCUAUUUGCAAACACCAGAGUCACCGCUCAGUCACCCACGAGCAAUGAAUGUCGAGACGUCAUCUGCGACAUCCCCAAGUGUGGCUCGGUGGGCAUCAUGUGGCCCAGCUGGCAGUGCUGUCCAAUCUGCAGGGACCCCUGCGAGGGGGUCGUCUGCCCCGAACCCAACUGCGAACCACACCUGAGGACACUGAGGAAGCCUGGGAAGUGCUGUGUGGACUGUUUGAGCAGCUAAGAGCUCGAGACCGCACCAACUUGGCACUGGUCAUGUUCCAAUCUCCCCUCACACAAUUCACAUCAGUAUAGGCAACAUCUUCACUCUCUCACAUUGUCACUGUCAUAGAACUAUAUAAACCAGACAGAUAUUACAAUUGCUGUGACUAUUCAUAUAAUUGUCCCUCAU
Messenger RNA from Geodia barretti, 666 nucleotides. The record is from the annotation of a GenBank genome assembly. Lineage: Eukaryota; Metazoa; Porifera; Demospongiae; Tetractinellida; Geodiidae.